Molecule: messenger RNA, 456 nt
Organism: Cyphellophora europaea CBS 101466
Lineage: Eukaryota; Fungi; Ascomycota; Eurotiomycetes; Chaetothyriales; Cyphellophoraceae
Exons: 3
Coding region: 1-456 (151 amino acids)
Source: RefSeq, a predicted model, not a curated record
AUGGCUACUCUACACUACCUUCCUCCUGUGAAGCCCUCCGCCAUCGCGCUCGGUGUGGUCUUCACUCAGGCCUCCGCCGCUGCCGUCCUCACCCCUCUCUUUGGCGAUACCUACAACCGUGCUAAGGCCGCUGACUCGAAGGAGGAGUUCUUCAAGUCCAGAGAGACAGCUACCGCUGCUGCUUCUUGGGGAUCUUCUAUCGUCGGCUCCGGUAUUCAAACUUAUGGUGUCGCUGCUCUGCUCAAUGCCACUGGUACUCUCAGCUACAAGGGUGCUGCCUAUCUUGGUAGCUUGGUCUUCUUCGCCUCCGCCGGCCCUGGUUUGAUUGCCCAAGUCGUCUCCGAGAAGCGUCCCCUCGAUAUCGUCGCCGUCGGCGUCGUUAGCCGCGUCUUCGAGACCGUUGGCUUGUCCCUUUUCCUCACCUGGUGGGGCACCCGCACCAACCCCUUCGACUAA